Molecule: messenger RNA, 981 nt
Organism: Colletotrichum graminicola M1.001
Lineage: Eukaryota; Fungi; Ascomycota; Sordariomycetes; Glomerellales; Glomerellaceae
Exons: 2
Source: RefSeq, a predicted model, not a curated record
AUGGCGGCGGUUGUGCCCGUUGAGUAUCCACAACCAGUAUACGACUAUGGCCCCCCUUACGUGCCUCAGGUGGCGGCGCUGGGCCUCGUCCCGACAAUCUCCAUCGACGUGCCAGUCUGCAUCAUCCUGAUCAUCUUAUUCGUCGCCGCCGCCGGAAUCAACCUGUUCAUCCUUGUCCGCAACCUCGGCUGCAGCCACAAGUUCCUCUUCUCGGGCGUCCUCGUCGGCUUUUGCUUGACGCGCAUCAUCGCGCUCUCCCUGCGCAUCGCCUCGGCCACCCAGCCGUGGAACGUCCGGCUCAACAUCGCGGGGAGCAUCUUCGCCUCCGCCGGCAUCGUCCUCCUCUACGCCAUCACCCUUAUCUUCGCCCACCGCCUCCUCUGUGGCCUCCACCCCAACAUCGGCUGGAUUCCUGCCGUCGUGUACUUCUUUUACUUUUGCUACUUCCUCCUCCUCGUCUCCCUCAUCUGCGCCAUCAGUGCCUUCAUCGCCAGCUUCUACACCCUUGUCCCCAAGGAACUCCACGACUGCCACCUCGUCCAGCUUUUUGCCUCCACUGUCUUCGCCAUCAUCGCCUUGCUCCCCAUCCCCAUCGUCCUCUUCGCUGCCUUUUACCCUGGCCUCCGCUGUCCCGAGCCUUUUGGCUACGGCUCACUCACUGCCAAAAUCGUCAUCGUCCUCACCGCUGCCACCCUCCUGGCCAUUGGCGCCGUCUACAUCUGCGCCGCCAACUACGCCGUCCGUCCCGUCUGGUUUCCCGGCUGGUGGCACUACAAGGUCUGCUACUACAUCUUCCUCUACGCUCUCGAGCUCGUCGUCGUUCUCCUCUACGCCUUCUCGCGAUUCGACCUCCGCUUCCACAUCCCCGACGGCGCCUGCAAGGCUGGUGACUUCAUCAAGGGCCAGCAUGCCUACAAGCGCGUCAGCGGCCUCACCUUCCGCGCGAGUCUUGACGAGAGAAUCACCGUUCACGUCGACGAU